This is a messenger RNA of Nelumbo nucifera (sacred lotus), 2796 nucleotides long. Its product is annotated as actin-interacting protein 1-2-like. NCBI's taxonomy places the organism in Eukaryota, Viridiplantae, Streptophyta, Magnoliopsida, Proteales, Nelumbonaceae. Gene Ontology annotation, molecular function: actin filament binding. Gene Ontology annotation, cellular component: cortical actin cytoskeleton. Gene Ontology annotation, biological process: actin filament depolymerization. The record is from RefSeq and is a predicted model, not a curated record.
AAUGACCGCUAUGUCCAACUCGGUUUCGUAGCGCAAAACACGAAUAGCGAAAUGCGUGUACAUUACACACGUUCACUGUUCAACAUUCUCCUUUCUUUCGCGGGUUCGAUACAUCAUUCCCUCUCGACAGCAGCGAAGAGGGCAUAAGAAUUACCAGAAUUUGGUAAAUAAAUCCGAAGAAGAAGAAGAAGAAGAAGAAGAAGAAGAAGAAGAAGAAUGGCGCAACUUGCAGAAACAUAUGCAUGUGCCCCCUCCACGGAGCGAGGGCGGGGGAUACUAAUCUCAGGCGAUCCAAAAUCGAAUGCGAUCCUCUACUGCAAUGGAAGAUCCGUGAUUAUGCGCUACCUCGACAAGCCUCUCGAAGUUUCCGUAUACGGUGAGCACGGUUACCAGGCCACCGUCGCUCGGUUCUCUCCCAACGGUGAGUGGGUCGCCUCCGCUGAUGUGUCCGGAACGAUCAGGAUCUGGGGGACACACAAUGAUUUCGUCCUCAAGAAUGAAUUUAAGGUUCUUUCCGGUCGGAUCGACGACCUCCAGUGGUCUCCUGAUGGUCUCAGGAUCGUCGCUUCCGGUGACGGGAAAGGCAAAUCCUUUGUUCGUGCUUUUAUGUGGGACUCAGGCUCUAAUGUCGGGGAAUUUGAUGGUCAUUCAAGACGAGUAUUAAGUUGUGCUUUUAAGCCAACAAGACCAUUCCGUAUUGUCACAUGUGGUGAGGAUUUUUUGGUGAACUUCUAUGAAGGACCACCGUUUAAAUUCAAGCUGUCUCACAGGGACCAUUCAAAUUUCGUCAAUUGUAUAAGAUUUUCUCCAGAUGGCAGCAAGUUUAUCAGUGUGAGUUCAGAUAAGAAGGGGAUAAUAUAUGAUGGGAAGACUGGGGAAAAGAUUGGAGAGUUGUCCUCUGAAGAUGGCCAUAAAGGGAGCAUUUAUGCUGUUAGUUGGAGUCCUGAUAGUAAAGAAGUACUGACUGUGUCUGCUGACAAGUCUGCCAAGAUAUGGGAAAUUGCUGAUGAUGGUAAGCUUGGAACAGUGAAGAAAACAUUACAAUGUCUUGGCUCAGGAGGAGUAGAUGAUAUGCUGGUUGGAUGCCUUUGGCAGAAUGACCAUCUUGUCACAGUUUCUCUUGGUGGAACUAUUAGCGUAUACGCAGCAAGUGAUCCUGAUAAAAGCCCAGUUUGUUUCUCUGGGCACAUGAAGAAUGUUUCGUCACUAUCUGUUCUCCAAGGCAAAGCCAUCUUGUCUAGCAGCUAUGAUGGUUUGAUAAUCAAAUGGAUUCAGGGCAUGGGAUACAGUGGUAAAUUAGUGAGGAAAGAGAAUGCUCAAAUUAAAUGUUUAAUUGCUGCUGAAGGAGAAGUUAUUUCAUCUGGAUUCGAUAACAAGGUAUAUAGAAAUGCUCUUCUUGGGGAUCAAUUUGGAGAUGCAGAACCUAUUGAUGUUGGAAGUCAGCCAAAGGACUUGAGCCUUGCCCAUCUUUCUCCUGGACUUGCUUUGGUUUCAAUUGAUUCAGGAGUUGUCAUGCUUCGUGGUUCAACAAUAGUAUCAACCAUCAAUCUUGGGUUUACUGUGACGGCAGCUACAAUUACACCUGAUGGAAGUGAGGCGAUUGUGGGUGGGCAGGAUGGAAAGUUGCACAUAUAUUCCAUCACAGGUGAUACACUUACUGAAGAAACAGUGCUUGAAAAGCAUCGGGGUGCUAUAACUGUCAUAUGUUACUCCCCGGAUGUUUCUAUGUUUGCGUCAGGGGAUUCCAAUCGAGAAGCUGUUGUUUGGGACCGUGUCUCUCGAGAGGUUAAGCUCAAGAACAUGCUAUACCACACUGCCCGCAUAAACUGCUUGGCUUGGUCUCCUGACAACACCAUGGUUGCUACUGGAUCAUUAGAUACAUGUGUCAUAAUAUAUGAAAUUGAAAAGCCUGCAUCAAGCCGAAUAACCAUAAAAGGUGCUCAUUUGGGUGGUGUAUAUGGAGUGGGUUUCAUUGAUGAAUGCAGUGUUGUGAGCUCAGGUGAGGAUGCAUGUGUUCGUGUGUGGAGAUUAACCCCACAGUAACAAAGAUGAGUGCAAUCACUCAAAACAGUUUUCAGGUUUGCAAUAAGAAGUUUGGUGAUUGUGCGAUGUUAUCGUACAUUUGUUUUGUCCACAGAUUGUCCAUUGCACAGAAGUGGGAAAAAGGAAAAGGAAAAGGAAAAAAGAGGGAAAAACAAGUGAUUGCGUAUUGUUUCUUCUUACAAUUACAUUUCUUGUGGCAUGUAGUGUUUGGUAGUGAAGGAUGGGCUUUCUUUCAUGCUUUCAACCAGAAUUUCGGAGUAUUAAGGUGAAUCAGUAAUAUCUAUUUGUAUAGAAGGGCUUUGAUGUAUCCAUCUCAACAAGAUGCGCAUUGUCCUCUUGCCAACAGUUGGGGGCUGACGGCUGAGUUUUGGUUAUUCUGGGGCUUUGCUAUGCUGCGGCUUGGUUAUUGUGGUAUGGUAGUUCUCCUCUCUUUUCAUACCAGUGGUUGCCUAUGAUUAUAAUAUGACGAUGGUGAUGAAUCCUACUAUUGUCCAGCUACUUUACGGAUCAUACCUACAUAAAUUGAAAGGGCUAUCGUUAUAGCUGUUUCUAAUAAGUAAUGAUUAUUAUGUUGAGAAUAUAUUGGCAUUAGAAAUGGAAAGCGAGAUGGUUGAAAGUUAUUAUAUAUAUUUUUUUUUUUCUUACCUGUAACAGAAUUUGAUUUGUUGUGAUUUCUGUUUGGUUUGUUUAAUUUUGGUGUAUUAACGGGAUGACAGUAAGCUUGUUGAGUUCAUACCUGGUUUCCUUUUUGUC